AUGGAUAACGCUACCGCCGCUCACAACGUUUCGGCCUUGAUCGCAGUAUGGCAGACCAAAGCCAUCGUAUCACUCAUCCUCUGCAUCACCGGUCUGGGUUUCAACGGAAUACUGGUGUUGACAUUUCUCGUUAAUCGCCACCUCUGGAGCCCGUUCAACAUCUACCUUUUCAAUCUGCUCUUCGCCAACCUGCUUUACUUCAUCACGGAAUCAGGUUUCAACAUUGUGGACAAUCUAUACGGCAACGUGUGGUGGCUAGAUUCCGCCUGCUGUACCGUGUAUAUGUACGGCUGGUGGGUAGUGUCACUAGUGCAGCUGACCACGCAUCCGCUAAUCGCCACCAACCGCAUCUGGGCACUGUGGGCGCCAAUUAAUUACCGGCAUUAUCACGGCUACCAAGCGGCCAUUGGCCAGUGUGUGGUGACGUGGAUGUGUGCGCAUGCCAUCGGGUUGUGGGGAUUAUUGGCCGACCAUCUUUAUUACCGGAAUCUGGAAAACACCCAUAAGUGCGAGAUUAAAACGGAGGGAAGCCAAAAGGACUGGAUGCUGAUUGUGCAGUUUAUCAGUAUUGCGGCGGUGGUGACAAUUGUGGUAGCUUUUCCUUUGAUUGUCUACAAGGAGCGACAGCGGAAGAGAAUUCGUGGAGGCAUUACCGCGGUGGUGGUGCUAAAUGGGACGGGAAACGGAAAGGCUAAUGAAACUGGAGCAAUGGGUCAGAAGCAGCAAGGAGAUACCGGGCAAACAGACAGUAGUAUGUUUAUUUAA
Paramacrobiotus metropolitanus is the source of this 765-nucleotide messenger RNA. RefSeq names its product tyramine receptor 1-like. The record is from RefSeq and is a predicted model, not a curated record. Gene Ontology annotation, molecular function: peptide binding; G protein-coupled receptor activity. Bases 1 to 765 code for a protein of 254 amino acids. The transcript has a single exon. Lineage: Eukaryota; Metazoa; Tardigrada; Eutardigrada; Parachela; Macrobiotidae. Gene Ontology annotation, biological process: G protein-coupled receptor signaling pathway. Gene Ontology annotation, cellular component: neuron projection; membrane.